This is a messenger RNA of Eremothecium sinecaudum, 2274 nucleotides long. It is a transcript of the gene RIX1, whose product is annotated as Rix1p. Gene Ontology annotation, cellular component: nucleus. The transcript has a single exon. Lineage: Eukaryota; Fungi; Ascomycota; Saccharomycetes; Saccharomycetales; Saccharomycetaceae. The record is from RefSeq and is a predicted model, not a curated record. Gene Ontology annotation, biological process: rRNA processing. Bases 1 to 2274 code for a protein of 757 amino acids.
AUGUCUAAAAAUGCAAUCUCAUUGGCUUCCUUAGCCAAAAGGUUAGAAACUUGUCAGGGUCAUGAAUUUCAGACUAUAUUGCGAACAUUAAGAUCAUCAUCGUACCAAGAUGAGCAGCUUUUGAAAUCCGAUUUGGCUGUUUUCAUGGCUAAGGUGUUGAAGCUGGUUAAAUCUAAUGAUAAGUACAUGUUAUGGAAAGGUUGCCAUUUGGUUAAUGUUGUUUGCUCUUAUAAUGCUAUUGUUUUGUGCUCUUUCUCUGGUGAACUAUUGACCGCUUUGUAUUCCAAUUUAGAGCAAAAAUCGACUUAUUAUACUGAUACAGUACGUACUGCGGAAGGGAGAAUAAUUCUGGAGAACUUAGUGCGCUGUAUUGGUAAUUUGGUGGAUUGUAUUAGAGGCAAGCCUACUAUAACGAGGGAAGCUUUAACUCCAAAGUUGACCGCGAUUAUUCCAACGUUAGUUUCUCUGGCUCAGUAUGAACCAGAACUUUGCCUGCCUGAGUUGAAAAAGCUUCUAUACAACAAUACGACUACAUUCAAACCGCAUGUGAACAAGUUCCGUGAUGUUCUCACAGGCCUGAUCAACCACAAUUAUCAUAGCUUCAAUGCGUACACGAAGGGACUAAUCUGCGACUGUUUUGCGUACCUACAUUUGGUCAAGAAGACUGCACAAAUCCAGGAUGAGAACCAGUCACAUCAUAAAGCUUAUGGUGAUGAGCACUGGAGGGAAGGGCUAUUCUCUGUUUUGUUCCAAUUUAAACCAGUUAUCCACCUGUUGGACGCAGUGCUGGAUUUUGAUUGUGAUGCAGACUUUAAAAAACUGUUUAGUUCUUUGAAAGAAGCACAAAGUAGUGUAACCAAAGCUGACUAUCUCUCACCGUUAUCGAUUGAUUUAAAUAAGCCAAUCACACUUUGGGAUCUAUAUGCUAGACUUGGCCUUUUGACCGAUUUAUUGAGCUCAUUUGUAAGCCUACCAACGCCAUUUGUAUUGAGAAUUCCUCUAGGUGAGUUAGUAAGGGUCGCGGAAGUCUUGCUAUCACUAUCUACCAAUUACCUUUCAUUCAAGCGUGGGCUAUACCGCGAGAGUGAUUUGACGUCUACAAUGUCUUCGCUGUUGCCAAUGAUCCAGUUUCAAGGCAUUAGGCUAUUGCAGUGCUACAACGAUAACUUCGGAAGAAGUAUGUUACCAUACCUUCCCUCUAUAUUGUCAUCUCUUGAAAUGUUCAUUCCACUGAAGCAAAAGACCUUCACUAUCGAUUUUGAGAAGUGUGAACUCAUCAACUAUGAAAUCAUAGAGUUGACAAAGUUAGUAAAUUCACUUGCUGCACACAUCGGUCACCGGUUUAAUGAACAGACUUUAUUAAUUAAACUAGUUGACCUCUGUCUUUACUUACUAGAGGACCAAUGUAAGGUAGACAAGAUAUCCACUAAAAGUCAGCAAAAAGGGACAGAGAAGUUAACUAAUUCCAAAAAGAAGGAUAAACGUAAUUUAGCGAAUGGAACUCUUUCUGAUAUUUACUCACAUCCACAUUUGUUUACUUAUAAGACGAAGUUAGAGAGGUUUGAUGUUACAAACAUAUUUUUCAGCACAAUUAUAACCAACUGGAAGAUACCAUCCACCCAGCAGGUGAAUAUUGUUAGGUACUGUAUCAGACAGUCUCUAAUGUUUAAAGAAUCCACCAAUAGUAUCCCAGAUUCGUUUGCCAAACUGCUUACAGUGUUAGUUUUAUUCCCUGGUAGUGAGAGAAUUUCAAUUCUCCCAAUUGCUGUAAGGCUGCUGAAGGAUAGUGGUAGUGCAGUGUUUGACGUUCUAUGCAAUCCAAGACUUCCUGUUCAAAUGGUGCAAAUGCUAACCCGUUCUCAGAUUAAAAGCCAAGAGGAAGACGAGCUUUCUGAAGAAGGAUCGGAGAUCAAACACGAAGAAGAAGAGGAAGAAGAGGAGGAAAUAACUACUACCCAACCUCCAGAAGAAGAUGACACUACUGCGGAGAAUCCAUCACUUGAAGGUGAGCAUUACAACGGUAAAAGAGAAAUAGAAAACGCCAUUGACCAGACCAGCGACGGCAAUAGCACGGAAAACAGCAUGAAAAUGUUCAAGAGGUCUUCUGAAACUGAUUACAUUCAUAAAAAACCUAUAAAGCGAUUCAAGUCUACCGAAGCUGUGGACAUGACAGCUACCACCGUUUCCUCACUCACUGCUGACGCCGAAAGCCCAGCCGAAUCGGACAGUGAAUUCGAAAUGCCUGAGAUCGAUUUGGGCGAUGACGAAGAUUAA